UAAUAAUUCAAGAAUUUUAUAAUACAGUGGAGUAGCUUAACAACUGCUUUUGUGCUUCCCAUGAUAUGUUCUCUGUAUUAAAAAAUUAUGACAUCAGCAUCCAAAGGAAUUCUCCGCCCAUUUUUAAUCGUCUGCAUUAUCCUGGGCUGCUUCAUGGCCUGUCUGCUCAUUUACAUCAAGCCUACCAACAGCUGGAUCUUCAGUCCAAUGGAGUCAGCCAGCUCAGUGCUGAAAAUGAAAAACUUCUUCUCCACCAAAACUGAUUAUUUUAAUGAAACUACUAUCCUGAUUUGGGUGUGGCCAUUUGGGCAGACCUUUGACCUUACAUCUUGCCAAGCAAUGUUCAACAUCCAAGGAUGCCAUCUCACAACAGACCGUUCUCUGUACAACAAAUCUCACGCAGUUCUGAUCCAUCACCGAGACAUCAGUUGGGAUCUGACUAAUUUACCUCAGCAGGCUAGGCCACCCUUCCAGAAAUGGAUUUGGAUGAAUUUGGAAUCACCAACUCACACGCCCCAAAAAAGUGGCAUUGAGCACCUGUUCAACUUGACUCUGACUUACCGCCGCGACUCAGAUAUCCAAGUGCCUUACGGCUUCUUGACGGUGAGCACAAACCCCUUCGUGUUUGAAGUGCCAAGCAAAGAGAAGUUAGUGUGCUGGGUUGUAAGUAACUGGAACCCUGAGCACGCCAGGGUCAAGUAUUACAAUGAGCUAAGCAAAAGCAUUGAAAUCCAUACCUAUGGGCAAGCAUUUGGAGAGUAUGUGAAUGAUAAAAAUUUGAUUCCUACCAUAUCUACUUGCAAAUUCUAUCUUUCUUUUGAAAACUCAAUCCACAAAGAUUACAUCACAGAAAAGCUGUAUAAUGCUUUUUUAGCUGGCUCUGUACCUGUUGUUCUGGGGCCAUCUAGGGAAAAUUAUGAGAAUUAUAUUCCAGCAGAUUCAUUCAUUCAUGUGGAAGAUUAUAACUCUCCCAGUGAGCUAGCCAAGUAUCUGAAAGAAGUUGACAAAAACAAUAAGUUAUACCUUAGUUACUUUAACUGGAGGAAGGAUUUCACAGUGAAUCUCCCACGAUUUUGGGAAUCACAUGCAUGCUUGGCUUGUGAUCACGUGAAAAGGCAUCAAGAAUAUAAAUCUGUUGGUAAUUUAGAGAAAUGGUUUUGGAAUUAAAGUUUUCCAUCAUUUGCACACUUGGAAAAAUUAUUUUGAUGAGCUAUCAUCCAAGUUUUGAGGAUAAGAAGAGAGACAACAUUCUGCUUUUGUGUCACAAUUUAUUUUUAUCACUCUCUCUUGGGUAACAUGUUCACUUUGAUGGAGAUUUCUGAGAGCUCAGCACUAGCAAUCACUCCCUUUGGUUUUAAAUUAUCCUGUAUAUACCUAAUUAUGUGCACUGAAAAUUAAUUUAUUCUUGCUACCAUUUGUAAACAUUGUUUUUCACAUUUUGGUAGUUGUUUGUAAUGUACAUUCAUGAUAUGAUUGUUGUUUCUACACUGGUCAGCUAUUCAAGCUAUUUGGGAGAUGAUAAUGCGCAUCUUAAAAUAUGAAAUAUUUUCACUAAAUACCAUGAUCUCUAGUUCCAAGUUUGCCUAAUAUAACAAAGGAAAGGUAUUUUUAACGGAGUUCUAACCUCUUUGACUUCAAAGUGAACAAAGUGUGUAACUGUCUCUAUUAGAUAUACUUUUUACCUGCUUACCACAUUUUUUGUGAAGGGAGAAUUAUUCAUGUAGUGAAUAAAAAAGAUAGUGAAGCUGAACUGUUUUUUUCAGGAAGGUAUUAGACUUUUCAUUUAUUUUCAUUAAGCAGUCUUACAAAUGCAAUCACUGGUUCUCAAGAUCUUAAGUGAAAUUAUUCAAGUAUUUCUAAAUAUCCAACUUGGGGGGAUUUGUAGAACUUGGGAAAUAAUCCUGACAAUACAUAAGAAUAUCUAGGAUAGUUCUCUUCCCAAUCCUUACACUUACUAUUAUAAUAAAACAAAUAAUUUCCUCAAAUAACAAAGGAAAAGAAUGUGUAUAGAUACAAAUCAUAUUUACAAGUGGUACAUUUAUGUAUAAUCUUGAAUAACAUAAAAAUUUUAAAUAUUUUUUCCAAGCCCCAAUAUUUAAAAGUUUCAUUUU
Messenger RNA from Neogale vison (American mink), 2111 nucleotides. RefSeq names its product fucosyltransferase 9 (gene FUT9). Gene Ontology annotation, molecular function: alpha-(1->3)-fucosyltransferase activity. Gene Ontology annotation, cellular component: membrane. The transcript is spliced from 2 exons. The coding region runs from base 88 to 1167 and encodes 359 amino acids. Lineage: Eukaryota; Metazoa; Chordata; Mammalia; Carnivora; Mustelidae. The record is from RefSeq and is a predicted model, not a curated record.